This is a messenger RNA of Aspergillus ochraceoroseus IBT 24754, 2658 nucleotides long. RefSeq names its product transcription factor domain-containing protein. The transcript is spliced from 7 exons. The coding region runs from base 335 to 2572 and encodes 745 amino acids. Gene Ontology annotation, biological process: DNA-templated transcription; positive regulation of transcription from RNA polymerase II promoter by galactose. NCBI's taxonomy places the organism in Eukaryota, Fungi, Ascomycota, Eurotiomycetes, Eurotiales, Aspergillaceae. Gene Ontology annotation, molecular function: zinc ion binding; RNA polymerase II cis-regulatory region sequence-specific DNA binding; DNA-binding transcription factor activity, RNA polymerase II-specific. Gene Ontology annotation, cellular component: nucleus. The record is from RefSeq and is a predicted model, not a curated record.
UGGUGAUCUACUACAUAGUAUUCAGAUAUGUGACUCUGAAUUUCGAAUAUACUCUGGGAUAAUUCAAUCAACACAGCUUGUAGGUAUUUGUAUAUAUUCCGUGGAGAUACCGAUUUAUUCUAGUCCUACGAGGUCAAUAUUGCACAAACCACUCUACUUAUACUCAACUCCCUAUCUGCAAUAUUCCCAGCUUAUUGGCGAGCAGUGGUGGACCCUCAAAGUCUGGGGAACGGAACCCCCGCGCCCAUCAGGAGAAGAAAAGGAAUCUAUCCGCACAUUUUCCUGCCUUUCCUCACACCCCGAACGCAUCGGAUCAUCCAGAAGAUUGCCUGCCAUGGCUUCAGCUUCCCCCCAGGCUGAGCAGACGUUGCCUCAGCCAGCAGCAGCAGAGCAAAACGAUUCUCCCACCUCCGACAACGGGAAACGAAAGGCGGAACAGCCCAACGGAACGCAAACGCGCUCCAAGCGGAAUCGCUACAUCUCCAUCGCCUGCAAUGAAUGCAAGCGUCGGAAAAUCAAAUGUAAUGGACAGGUCCCUUGCCAACGUUGUGGACACCUCAAGCUUGAAUGUCGCUAUGCCCCUAAUUGCUGCAAUAAUAACUUCAAAGACUCCGAGGAAUUCCGAUCGAUGAAGGACCAGAUUGCCACUCUUCAGGAUCAAGUCAGCAACCUGUUCUCUAGCCUCAGCGAGCUCCGCACACAGAAAACCGCAUUCGAUUCCCCGAAUUUCGACAAUUUCUCCCGUGAUGGCUCUCAUUCGGUCAUUACACCUAUACAUGCGCCUCCUAGUAAACCGCGGAUAAGACAUCCUAGAUUUCAAGGACCCACGAGCUCUGCCUUCAAUUUUGACGUCGCCAGAUCCAGCCUUCGGCAUAUGGGCAUUACAACCGCUGAGGAAGUCAUUCAAGAUGAUCUCACUAGCGCACACGCUACGCCUGCAGAUUCACCUCCCCAUGGAUCUGCAUUGGCAUCCAGUAUGCAUCCCACCAAAGACCCCAUAUGGGCAAUUAAGAGAGAGGAAGCUUUACGAUUGUGUCGCGUGUAUGAUGAGGAGGUCGGUAUAAUGUAUCCGCUUGUCGAGAUUGACCGGGUCAUCGAUCAAGUCAACCUGCUUUAUAUCUUUAUGGAAGCGGCGAUGCGGACUGGGCUCAUGCAUCGAGGGAUAGCAGGUACAGAUGGCCUCGAAGAUGACAACACGAAUCUUUUGAAAAUGAUACUCGCUACUACCCUCGUCGUGGAAGGCGGUGGACAGAGCGAUCUCGGCAAACGUCUGUAUCUGAGCGUGAAGCCGGUGAUUGGAUCAAAACUUUGGGAAACGCUGGAUAUCAAGACUAUCCAACUUCUUUCCAUUACGGCAACGUAUCAUUUUCACACGGACGAAGACGCUCUCGCUUACCGUAUCAUCGGGGUUGCUGCUCGUAUGUGCCUUGAGAUGGGCUUACAUAGACGAGACGCGCUAGCCAAAUUAUUCCCAAAUGAGGCACAGUGGCCCGAAAUUGUGAAAAUAUUCUGGGCCAUUUACUGUCUAGACAGGCGGUGGAGUCUUGGUACUGGGCUACCAUUUGUCAUACAAGACGAGGAUAUCGAUCCCAACCUACCAGAACCGGAUGCUUCAUUGCCAUAUAUGAGGUGUAUGGUAUCAUACAAUCGCCUCGGCUCUAAGAUCUGGUACGCUGGAUUGGGCUCUGAAGGCACCACAGACAUACGGCGAGAUGAGAUUGGCUAUUUGGAUUAUCAGAUUCUACAGUGGUAUAAAAAAGUUCCAGAUGUGCUGAAAUUUUAUCAGAGCGACUCUCCGAGACAAGGAGAGACCGCCAGCCGCGGUCUCCGACGGCUGCGGGUGCUUUUAUACUUGCGAAUGAAUCAACUACGAAUCCUCAUCUACCGACCUGUCCUUCACUCUGCAGCGAGCAUUGCGGAAGGCAAGAGCCAUGCUCAAACUGUGGUGGAUGUCGCCAAAGACACAGUGCGCGUACUAACCCGACUGAAUCAAACUUCGGACAUUUACCGUACACAGCAAGUCACCUUCAACUACUUUCUGGUUGCGGCUUUAGCCGUCCUCUUUCUAGCCGUAUGUCACGCUCCUUCUGAAUUCAACCGCCAAGUGCGGGACGAGUUCUACCUGGCUCUUGAUCUUGUCAACGGAUUCAGCACCAAAUCUUACGUUUCGAAGCGUCUGUGGAAGACCAUCAAAGGUCUCCGCAAGAUUGGAGAAAAACUGGGGGUUCUAGCUCGUCCGUUUGGGUCAGAUGACAAUGACCCGCACUCGACAGCAGCCGUCGCCAUGGCCGGUCUAGCUGGGCACCCGAUGGAAGAUUUAUCGGUUUACAGGCCCAUGAAUAGCGUCGGAGAGUUAGGGAAUAGCCCCUUGAAUGGCAUACAGAUGAGCCACGAGCUUACGAAUCUAUUCGAGGCGGUCGGAGGAUUUGGCACCUUUAUGACGUCGGCCGGAGCAGAAGGGAUUAAUGGGUUUGUCGGCCAUGACGGAGGAUUACAGAAUACCGGGGAAGGUCUUUCGGGGGUGCUAGGAGAUGAAGGCGAAUUUUCGCGAGUCAUCAGGGAUUUGUUCUAGGCCUUGUCUUGUUCUAAUAUUGAUACCAUACGGACUGCUUUUCUUGUAGCGUCGAGCCCCCAAUACCCAGGUUUCUAUCAGAACCC